AUGGUCAAACCCACCGUCUUCUUCCACAUCGCCCUGCGCCACAGGCCCCUGAGCUUCGUUUCCUUCCAGCUGUUUGCAGACAAAGUUCCCAAGACAGCAGAAGACUUUUGUGCUCUGAUCACUGGGGAGAAAGGAUUUGGUUCUAAAGGUCCCUCGUUUCACAGAAUUAUUCGGGGAUUUCUGUGCCACGGUGGUGAUGUCACACUCCAUCGUGGCACUGGUGGCAAGGCCAACUAUGAGGAGAAAUCUGAGGAUGAAAAUUUCAUCCUGAAGCACUCAGGGCCUGGCAUCUUGUCCAUGACACCUGCUGGAUCCGACACAAAUUGUUCCCAGCGUUUCAUCUGCACUGCCAACACUGAGUGGUUACCCAGCAAGCAUGUGGUCUUUGGCAAGGUAAAGGACGACAUGAAUAUUAUGGAAGCCAUGGAGCACUUUGGGUCCAGGAAUGGCAAGACCAGCAAAAAAAAUCACCAUUGCUAA
Messenger RNA from Zalophus californianus (California sea lion), 480 nucleotides. RefSeq names its product peptidyl-prolyl cis-trans isomerase A-like. The transcript has a single exon. Gene Ontology annotation, molecular function: peptidyl-prolyl cis-trans isomerase activity. Gene Ontology annotation, biological process: protein peptidyl-prolyl isomerization. The coding region runs from base 1 to 480 and encodes 159 amino acids. NCBI's taxonomy places the organism in Eukaryota, Metazoa, Chordata, Mammalia, Carnivora, Otariidae. The record is from RefSeq and is a predicted model, not a curated record.